Messenger RNA from Chironomus riparius, 2075 nucleotides. The record is from the annotation of a GenBank genome assembly. NCBI's taxonomy places the organism in Eukaryota, Metazoa, Arthropoda, Insecta, Diptera, Chironomidae.
AGCUGACGAUAGGGAAUUUUCUGAAUUGAAAGAAGAAAAAUGGGCAGCAGCGGAUAUACUUGUAUAAGACGAACAUUUUGCUGUCUAAAUGUUUUAGUCAUGCUAUGCGGAGGUAUUUUCCUAGGAAUGGGAUUAUGGCUUCAUUUAUCAUAUCAGGGCUAUGCGACUCUAUAUCCAAGUCAUUUGGGAUUAUCGGCUGAUUCUCUCUUCAUUCUUAUCGGUGGUCUAAGCAUCGUAAUCUCAUUUUUUGGCUGUUGCGGUUCAUUCUUCGAGUCACGAUGCUGCUUGAUAAUUUACUUCUCACUCAUUAUUGUUCUAUUUUUGAGUGAAUUCAUUGUCGGUGCCUUAGUGUUCGUUUUUCGUAGUGGCAUUGCUCGUGCAGUUACCAUGGAUAUUAAAGACGGUAUUGUGAAACACUACAAUGCAACAGAUCGUGGCGGUAUGUUCUCACCAUCAGUUUCAUCAAUAUGGGAUCGAAUGCAAAUGGAACUGCAAUGCUGCGGUGUUAAUUCAUAUGAGGAUUGGUAUCAUAUCGAGCACUGGGAAAGAGAGAAAUGGGUACCAAAAUCAUGCUGUCGUACGCGUCACACAUUAUCACCAGAACUUUUUGAGGGAUCGGGAUAUGAUGUCGAUGAUGAUUGCCGAAAAAAACAAAGACCAGAAUUGUGGUGGAGUCAAGGCUGUUCAAAAGCCAUUCAAAUGCUUUUAAUACAGAAAUUGCACGUUGUGGGAAUUGUGGCGAUUGUUAUAGCAUUCUUCCAGCUAUUUGGUUUGAUAAUCAGCAUGUUGCUGUUCUGUACGAUAAAACAUAAGAGGAAAUCUGACACGUACAAGUCAUAUUCACCAACAAUUGACUCCUCAGGACUACGACAAUCAUAUCUUGACGAUUAGACUCGCCAUUAAAUUAACUUUAAUGACGUAUUUGUGUGCCCAAAGAAAAUUUUCAUCCACUUUCAUGUUCUUUUUAUUCUUUAUUUUACUGUCCCUACUCUCUCCUCUUCUUCUGUCUGUUCAUGUAUUGUGCUUAUCUACGCAACAUACUGAUUUCAUUCUUCCUGAUAAUAAUGAAAUUUGUGCCAAUGAUAUAAUCUGUAAUUUUAAUUAAAGAAAACUGCAUAAGUAGGUAUUAAAUAUGUUUAAAUGGUCAAAAAAAAAAAUUCAAGAAAAUUAGUUGUUAAGUUAAAUUUGAGAUGUGAGUGCAUUACGUGCUUUGCAGUAUGUACGCAAUAUAUUAAUAACUUCCGCAUAAGAGGGAAAAAAAAGCAUCUAACAUAAUGAUAUUUUGAUCAUCUCUAGUGUUCAUUAGUCUGAAAAUGUAUUUUUUUUCUCAUAUACACUACAACAUUAUGCUGCAAAGAGAGAAGAAUUCUUAUUGAUGAUAAUUGAAAACAUUCCGAUUGAUUUUCAUUGAAAAUGAUGAAAAUUUUGUUAGAAUAGAUUUAAAAUUUGAAGAAUUAUGUUUAGUAGCUAAAUGUUUAGAUUUUAGGGAGUCGAUCAUAAAUGACGUUCAACAAUCUGUUGCUGGAUGGAGUUUUUAACAACCUACAUUCCAAAAACGAGUGUAAAUUGGGCUUGAAAAUCAACUCACAAGUCAAAACUUUCUUUUUAAGUAGAUGUCACUUAUGAACGACCCUUAAAGAUGUUAUAGAUGAUUUGUUGUUAAAAAUAGACCGAUUGGAUUUGCUGUAUUUCUAAAGUAUGUUGUGUAAAGCUUACUAAAGAGGCUAGAGAUCUGAACUUUUAGGUUAUGACCACAACAGUUUAAUUGACAAUUUUAGAUCUCAAAAUUAAACUUUUCAUUCUUUUCACAACCGGAUUUUAAAGACAUGUCUUCGAUAUUCCUUGCCAUAAUCAAAAAGUUUACAAUUUCCAAUCUGAAACUUCAUUAAUUUUCAUUAGACGUGCGAAACCAUCCACUCUAUACUCGGUUAUGCAUCAUAACUUCUAAGAUGUCUAGACUCUCAAAUCUCUUUUAAUAAAAUCAAUCUUUGCUGUAUCAAAAGUUGUUCUACUUUAGAAAUUGACAACCUAAAGCAUUGCUAGUCAUGACUCGAAGAAACUAAAACGGUCAUUUU